Messenger RNA from Stylophora pistillata, 1407 nucleotides. RefSeq lists its product as uncharacterized. The record is from RefSeq and is a predicted model, not a curated record. NCBI's taxonomy places the organism in Eukaryota, Metazoa, Cnidaria, Anthozoa, Scleractinia, Pocilloporidae.
GAAUUUGACGUUGACGAACACAUUACAAACAUCUCAUCGUACCGACUGUCAUUCUUUGAAAAGUUAGUUCUCUGCCGUGGUUUGAAAUUCUCCAUCGCUCAACCUGUGCCAGCUCGUGAUGUAAAAGCCAGCUUUGAAAAAGCUUACUGGCGACUUGAACCCACAUUACCGGAGGACCAAAAAGAAUUAGCCGCCGCGACUCUUCGCUCGAUUGCCCUGAAUUAUAUUCAAAGGAGAGGCCCAAGACCACCCAAAGCACUGCAACAAGCCAUAAAUCAGCUUAGACGAAGGGAAGACAUUGUCAUUACAAAACCCGACAAAGGAUCUGGCGUAGUAGUAAUGGACAAGACAGAGUACAUCCGUCUACUAAGUGAUGCUUCCAUCAAAGACACAACGAAGUUCACCCCUAUCAACACAGAAAGACCAAAAACACGCGGCCGGCCUCCUAAACACUACCAUCCCUUACUACAAAAAGAAAAACAGCUGGAGUCCGUCGUCAGAAAAAUCCUGCCAAAGCCGAUUGCUGACACAGUUUGUCGCAAAGGUUCCCGGCUUGCUCACCUUUAUGGUCUUCCAAAGACUCACAAACAGCAACUAUCAAUGCGACCGAUACUAUCAUCGACUGGGACCUACAACUUCGCCCUGGCCAAGUGGCUUGAAGAGAAGCUUAAGCCCCUUUCAUUAAAUCAGCACACUAUCUGCGAUAUCUUCUCCUUCGCCGAAGUGAUAAGGGAAACACCACUCAACCCGAAUGACAUUCUCGUGUCGUAUGACGUAUGUGCUUUAUUUACCAACGUGCCACUCGACGAGACUAUUGAGAUCAUCGCUGAAAAAGCCUUUAAAAACAACUGGUUUAAUGAAACGCAUGGUCUCAACCUCACAAAGACAGGUCUUACCGAACUUUUAAGAAUAGCAACCAAAGAUCAGCUAUUUCAGUUCGACGGUCAACUUUAUGAGCAGGUGGACGGUGUGGCCAUGGGCUCGCCCCUGGGACCCCUUAUGGCAAACGUUUUCCUGUGCUCCAUUGAAGAACAACUGGAUCGCAACAACAAGUUACCAAGUUUCUACAAAAGGUACGUCGAUGACACAUUAGCCACGAUGCCAAAUAUUCAAGCCGCAACAGCUUUCCUUUCAACAUUGAACGAAUGCCAUCCUGCCAUACAGUUCACAAUGGAAAUUGCUGAAAACAACAAGCUUCCAUUCCUCGGUAUGAUGAUUGAGAAAAACGGUUGCCACCUGACAACAAGCGUAUAUCAUAAACCAACUGAUACAGGACUGCUCUUACAUUACCAGAGCCAUGUCGAUCAGCGUUACAAAAGAUCUCUGCUGAAUACAAUGCUGAACCGAGCUUACCGCCUGUCAUCAACGAAAGAAUCUUUUACGAAGGAAUGCCAGCAUCUCAAGCGG